Messenger RNA from Rotaria sp. Silwood1, 1866 nucleotides. The record is from the annotation of a GenBank genome assembly. NCBI's taxonomy places the organism in Eukaryota, Metazoa, Rotifera, Eurotatoria, Philodinida, Philodinidae.
AUGUCAGUAACAAAACUGGAAUCACUUUCAAAUGAAAUUUUACUUUAUCUUAUCGAAUAUUAUAUAAAUGGAGUUGAUUUAUUUAUUUCAUUUCUUAAUCAAUUAAAUAAUCGUUUUGAUGCGCUUAUUUAUCGAUCGAAACGAUUUUAUUUCGAUUUUACCAGUAUAAGAAAAUCCGAGUUUAACAUAUGUAUGAAUAUUCUACCACGAUAUCAUCAUAUAAUAACAAGUUUAACUUUAUCCGAACGUGAUACACCUGGUCAAAUACAUUCGUUUUUAUCUUCAUUUCGAUCGUUUGAACAAUUCAAAAAACUUCGUCGACUUCAUUUAGAUUUUGAUGCAAAUUCAGUUGAUCUUAUUGAUGAAGCACUUCAUUCUAUAUUAAAAACACGUAUUCAUACAUUAUCAAUAAAAGGUAAAAAUGUUCGCUCAUUAUUUGAAUUUAAUUGUGUUCUUUUGGCUAUAUUAACAUUAACAAGAAUUCAACGAUUUUAUCUUUCUGUUGAUAUUCAACCAGUUUUUUGUUAUUUUCCAUCAUUGAAUUUAAUCUAUCUUCAAUAUUUAACUAUUGAAGGACGAGGUUGUACAUGGAACAAUGUUGAGCAGAUUUUAAAAUAUGCUUUCCAUCUUAUUUAUUUAAAUGUACGAAUUAUUGAAGAAUCAUUGAAUUCAAUUGAAUCAAUAAAUGAUCAAGAAAAUAAUUAUCAACUAUUAACAAAACUUCAUACAUUGAUUUUUGAAUUCAUUGAUGAUUAUAGUUCAAUUACAUUUGAUAAACUUAAAUAUUAUUUUAAUUUAAUGCCAAAUUUAUAUCAAUUAGAAAUAACUGAUACAGCAGGUCAAUAUCGUUCUAUGAAUAAUUGGAAAAUAUUAUUUCAAACAUCAUUACCAUUAUUAAAGAAAUUUAUUUUUAAAAUUGGUAGACUUUUUCUUUCAAAUGAAAACAUAUCUGAUAUGUUAGCAUCUUUAGAAGAUUCAUUUUGGAUUGAAAAAAAUAAUUAUCAAAUCUAUUUUAUAACACAUGAUUAUACUGAUGAUGAUAAUAUAAUUCUUUACUAUUAUCCAAUUGAUGCCAGACUUAAUAGGAAUAAUUGUCAGAAUAAAUAUGAAAAUAAUCUACAAGUUUGGUCAAUUGGUCAACAUGCAAUGAAACAAAGUUAUUCUCAAAUAGAUUCUAUUGUUAAUCUCUAUCACUCUGGUAAAUCAUGUUUAUUACCGACAGAACAUUAUUUCAAUAAUGUAAAACAUCUUGAAAUCGAUCAUCUUAAUUCAUUUUCAUUUGAAUGGAUGACAAAACAUAUUGAUCUAUCAAAUAUAACUGAACUGGUCAUUACACAUACCGAUCAUAAUUCUAAUAUCAUUGGUUUAUUAAUAGAAUGCACAACAUCUAUUAUUUCACUACAGAUUCAUUUAAAACAAUUGAUCAGCUUACGAAAGAUUCUUAUGACAAUAAAUAAAUCGGUAAAACGAUUGGAUAUUUCAAUUGAUAGACAUUCAUUUCGAAAAAAAGAUAUUAAAAUAAUUUCACAUCUAUUUCCAUCAAUUGAACAUUUGAAAAUAAAUACAACAAAACUCGACAAUCUACCUUUUCUAACUAUUUAUUUAACUUCUCUUCGAAGUUUAACAUUUAAAUUUGUUUAUUCUUUUAAAACACUUAUGAGAAAUAUUCGACAAGAACAAUUAAAUCAUAUAUUAUGUCCUGAUAAUCAAUAUCUAUUAACACAGUCAAAACAAUCGAUAACACUUUGGAUUGAUCAAUCGACAUUUCAACAACAUAUUUGGCGAUCAUUUCAAUCAGUUCAUAAACAACAAUCAACUAAACGAGAACUAUCAGAAGUUCAUCUAAGUAAAUGUAUCUGCUGUUGA